Molecule: messenger RNA, 1333 nt
Organism: Trachymyrmex cornetzi
Lineage: Eukaryota; Metazoa; Arthropoda; Insecta; Hymenoptera; Formicidae
Exons: 1
Coding region: 11-1333 (440 amino acids)
Source: RefSeq, a predicted model, not a curated record
UGGAUACGAUAUGGCGGCGAUAAAUGUCGACAAGACAUGCCCCUUGUUGCCACCGAUUUCUCCGCAGGAUCGUCAGAAAACAUCUCUUUUGACCGAUUGUGACGUUAAUAAAAUAUUGGAACGCAAAUUUGGUAGUGAUAAUUCUCGACUUGUCGAUUGGAAGUUGGAGCCCCUCAACAAAACGGAAGGUUUCCUCGGCCAAUAUCAUCAUCUUCUUAUUAAGGCGCGAAUCGAUGGCAAGACGCAAAGUUUGCAGUUCUUUGCCAAAACUCCACCGCCGACUCAUAGCCCGCAGUUUGAAUUUCUGCAACGGUUUGACACGUUCAACAAAGAGAUCACCUUUUAUACAGAUUUGGUGCAACGUAUGGGUGCGAGCGGAUCUCCAAAGUGGAUGGUAGAGUGUUACUUUUGGAAACGAAACGUCAUCAUCGUUCUAGAGGAUGCGUCGAUAGAUGGUUACGCUACGCUGAACAAAUACGUACCGUUCAACAAAGAACAUUGCGUUUGGAUACUGAGAACUCUUUCAAGGCUUCACUCGAGGUCUCUGCUAUUGGACGAGAGACUUUGUCGGGAAAGCGGCCAGGCCAUCUUCGAUCUAUACGGACGACUUCUGAACGACAUACUCUUUGUCGAUGGGGACGAUCGAUCGGAAAGGGCCCUUAUGUCCGGUCUCACGGGCAUCUAUACUAUAAUUGAUCUUAUUGAAGAAUUCGAUGAUAAAGAGAAGAUCGUUAUUAAGCGCCAAAUUACUGAAUGGGUUCAAAAAAUUUCACAAUUAUUGGCACCAUCGAAGAAACAUAGAAAUGUCAUUUGUCAUCGCGACAUUUGGGCAACCAAUAUAAUGUUCCGACACGACCUGGCAGGCAAUAUAAACGGCUGUUAUCUAAUAGAUUGGCAAUUUUUUUGUUACUGUCCUCCGGCUAUCGAUUUUAUGUGCUGCCUGUAUCUAACCACCGAUCGAAGUACCAGAGAUCGUCAUUUCGAUUUCUUCGCUAAAGUUUAUUACGAUUCAUUGGGUCGAAGUUUAGCGGAAGAAGGUCUCGAUGUGGAGAAUUAUCUCUCCUGGACAGCAUUCGAGAAGAGUUACACAGAGGCACGAGACAUAGCACUUGUUUAUGCUGCGCUCAAUUUGCAAGUGAUGUUACUAUCCAAUGAAAUAACCAUAAAUUAUUUCCGUAAUUCGACCGAAAAACUUGAAGAAAUUUUAUACGGGGAUGGACGAGCGGAACUCGUGCGCCAUCAGUGCGAGAAGGAACCGGCUUAUAAGAUACGUACAUUUGAGAUUAUACACGAAAUUAAAGAUCGUCUGUCGGAACACCCGCCGAAUCUGUAA